Molecule: messenger RNA, 1152 nt
Organism: Bombina bombina (fire-bellied toad)
Lineage: Eukaryota; Metazoa; Chordata; Amphibia; Anura; Bombinatoridae
Gene: EMC4
Product: ER membrane protein complex subunit 4
Exons: 6
Coding region: 166-708 (180 amino acids)
Biological process (GO): protein folding in endoplasmic reticulum
Cellular component (GO): EMC complex
Source: RefSeq, a predicted model, not a curated record
GCGCCGGAAGUGAAGAACACUACUUUGUACUUUGGUACAUUUGGUUUUAGACAGUCUAGCGUUAGUGGAUUUGGUCAUCUGAUAACCUGAGCAUAGGCAGCUUGUUAGGUAAUUCAUUUUCCGAAUGUGAUUAUUCCACGACAGUUGUUGUACACAACAACCGCAAUGGCUACUCCUUCAAACCUAGUAGCCAAACGUGACCGACGCUUCAAGUGGGCUAUUGAAUUUGGAAGUGGUGGAAACAGGGGUCGAGGAGAAAGGGGGGGCCCACAGGACAACAUGUAUCCUGUGGGCUAUUCAGACAAACAGGUCCCAGACACCAGUGUUCAAGAAUCUGACCACAACCUGGUGGAGAAGCGAUGCUGGGACAUAGCUCUUGGGCCCCUCAAGCAGAUCCCCAUGAACCUCUUUAUUAUGUAUAUGGCUGGGAACACAAUUUCUAUCUUUCCCAUUAUGAUGGUGUGUAUGAUGGCGUGGAGACCAAUCCAAGCUUUACUCGCAACACCAGCAACCUUCAAGCUCCUAGAAAGCUCUGGCCAACGGUUCCUACAAGGUUUGGUCUAUUUGAUUGGAAAUCUUCUUGGCUUGGCACUAGCUGUUUACAAGUGUCAAUCAAUGGGGCUUCUUCCCACUCAUGCAUCAGAUUGGCUAGCUUUCAUUGAACCACCAGAGAGAAUGGAAUUCACUGGAGGAGGCCUCUUAUUGUGAUGCAGAGAGAAAUCCUUAGUAGAAACCUCAUAUUGAGAUGGGAUGCGGAAUAUACCAGAGGCAGCUUACUGUUUGAAUAAGACUAUGCUCAUCCUGCCCUUAUACCAGUUUAUUUGUUAAUUUAUAAAUUAUUCACCCCUCUACAUUCUGUUUCUUCCUCAUUAGCCAUAAAGAACAGUUAACAUGUAGCUGCUAUAAAACUAUUUAUUUUGUUCUUGUCAUAGUAUAGAACAGUUAUCUCAAAAACAAACGCACGCAGACAUGAACAUACAGAACCCGUGUAACAUUUAGUGAGGUCCAUAAAAUAGGAACACAAAAGGUUUGAUCUUUCUUGCAGCCGUGGCUACAACCUGUAUCCCGCAAAGAAGUGGCAUAAGCCACACACUGAAUUUGGGAUAAAAACUAAACACUUUUAAUGGUUGAUAAUAAAAAUAAAUUAUAUAA